Molecule: messenger RNA, 1425 nt
Organism: Carassius gibelio (silver crucian carp)
Lineage: Eukaryota; Metazoa; Chordata; Actinopteri; Cypriniformes; Cyprinidae
Product: transmembrane protein 163
Exons: 8
Coding region: 303-1124 (273 amino acids)
Cellular component (GO): synaptic vesicle membrane
Molecular function (GO): zinc ion binding
Source: RefSeq, a predicted model, not a curated record
UAUUUGUUUAAUCUGAACAGAUGGUUGUUUGGUCACACGUCGCCACAGCUCACAGAUGGAUUUCCCAUAUUUCCACUAUUUGUAUUUGAUAACAAUAGUUUUAGACAUUUCUGGAGGAGCAAGUGUGUUUGUAAAGUGCAGUUCGCACGUGCGUGUUUUUAAUUAGCGCGUGUGUACGUGCGUGCGCGCGCGCUCGUGUGAGUGCUGCGCUGAACGCUCCCCAGCAGUGCGCGCGUCCUCCGCUCGCGUCCAGGUGUCACAUUCUUCGGAUGCUUCUGAUCAUUUGAACCCGGGACCGAAUCAUGAUGACGGACCCCUCCUCUGCUGCUGGUCCUGUAGAGCCCGGUCCAGGUCCUGCUUCUGUUCCGGAUCCAGCAUCGACUCCUGCAAACGGACACCAAGCAGAUACUUUCAACAUGGAGCAGCAGAUGAAAAUAGGAGAGCCGGAGGACAACGGUCUUCUGGAGAGCAGUAUGCGUCUGAAACCCCACGAGGCUCAGAGUUACAGAAAAAAGGCAUUAUGGGUAUCGUGGGUCUCCAUUGUGGUGACAAUGAUCUUAGCCAUCGCUGCGUUCACUGUUUCUAUAAUGCGGCAUAGUGCAUCAGCGUUUGGGUUUGCUUUUGAUGCCAUUCUGGAUGUCCUGUCCUCCAUAAUCGUGAUUUGGCGAUACAGUAAUGCGGCGGCUGUCCAUUCAGCUCACAGAGAAUACAUAGCGUGUGCUAUCCUCGGAGUCGUGUUUAUCUUGUCGGCCAUCACUAUCCUGGUGAAAGCCAUCCAUGAUCUCGCCACAAAACUGCAACCAGAAGUGGAUGACUUCCUGUACAGCGUCUCAGUUAUCAGCGGGGUGGUGUGCGCCCUUCUGUCCGUCUGUAAGUUCAUGCUGGGGAAAGUCCUCACCAGCAGGGUUCUCAUCACCGACGGUUUUAACUCUCUAGUUGGCGCCGUCAUGGGAUUCUCCAUCCUGAUCAGCGCCGAGGUGUUCAAACAUGAACCUAGCGUCUGGUACCUGGACGGGACUAUCGGGGUUCUGAUCGGACUGAUCAUUCUCGCCUACGGAGUCAAGUUGUUGAAGGACAUGGUGCCCCGUGUCAGGCAGACGAGACAUUACGAGCGCUUCGAGUAGCGAUUCUGAUUCUGGACGACCCAACACACACAUACACACUCCUGUGGAGAUUCUCCUGAGAGGAAAACACACACACACACACACUUUACCUGCCUCAGGGCAAACACAGCCACUAAUUCCCCCUGUAAAUAUGGAUCUGAAAGGGAAUAACUCAAAAUUAAAUGCAUAAAAUUUGUGUUAUAUCGUUUGAGAUGGCAAAUAGCCAUUGGGCUGAAACAAGACAGAUCUCAGAAUGUAUAUCAUCUGAUAUAGAAAACCCAGCUUCAUUGCAUUGAGUUAUGUGUGUGUGUGUGUGUGUGUG